AUGGGCCUUUCAGUUCCCAUCCUCGCGAUUUCCAUCUCCCUUCACCUUCUCGCCUUUGUAUUUGCCUUCGGCGCCGAGCGACGCCGUAGCACGGCAAAAGUGGUCCCCGACGAGUACGACGAGAGAACGUACUGCGCGUACGGGACGGACGCGUCGACGGUGUACGGACUAGCGGCGUUUGGGCUGCUGUUGGUUGCGCAGGCGUUAAUUAACGGCGUUACCAAGUGCUUCUGCUUUGGGAGAGGGAUGGUGGGUGGCGGCUCGACUACUUGUGCUGUUCUGCUCUUCAUUUUCUCAUGGGUGAGCUUUCUGGCGGCUGAGGCGUGCCUGCUGGCAGGUUCGGCUAAGAAUGCUUACCACACAAAAUACAGAGCAAUCUUUCUUGUGGAGCACUUGUCAUGUGCCACUCUUCGUAAGGGUGUGUUUGCUGCUGGUGCUGCCCUCACGCUUAUAUCAAUGGUGGCUUCGGUUUUGUACUAUUGGGCCCACUCGAAGGCUGACACGGGCGGAUGGGAAAAACACCGCAAUGAAGGGCUCGGAUUGACUGGCUCGAAUUUUACAGAGAAUGAGCACAGGAUGAAGGCUGGUGAAAUUGAGAAAGUCUAAUUUUUAUCAUUUUUUUUUUCUUUUUUUUUUU
Molecule: messenger RNA, 637 nt
Organism: Striga asiatica
Lineage: Eukaryota; Viridiplantae; Streptophyta; Magnoliopsida; Lamiales; Orobanchaceae
Source: the annotation of a GenBank genome assembly